GUGCCAUUACCUUACGGUCACCCUGCUCGAAGAAUCACACGAGAAAUGUAGGCCACGAAGUUGAUGCGUGGUUUCAUUUUCAGAACGCUUAAAAAAGCGUACGUUUCCUCAAAACUGUGGCAUUUGAGGAAUGAUAUUGUAGUAUUGGCUAUAAGGUGUGAAAUAGAAGCUGAAUAAGUCCAGUGUGUGGACGGUAAUCGGUGAAAUCAUGGGCACGUUUGCUGGCCAUGCCCUUCCGGGUAGCUUCUUCAUUCUGUUCUCCAUAUGGUGGAUGAUACAGUACGCAUACGAGCAAAUCGCAUUGGACAACGGUCGACAGCAACCACGAGGCCGAAUCAUGCGGACUCUCCACCGCCUGCCCAUCGAGGGUAUCACGGUGGUCCUGGCUGGUUUCAUCGGGUUCAUUGCAGAGAACAUGUAUCCCUCCCCCAAGUGGGGCAUCUUCGACAAAGACGGGAAUUUUGCCUACACCCAUGUCUGGCAGCACUGCGAGAUGUACACCUUCUUUGCUCUCUACGGCCUCGCCGAUAUCCUCUCCAAGACCUGCAUGCCAAAAGCCGAGAAGUACACCAAGAUCUUGGGCAGCUUGGCAUUCUUCGUGGAAGGGUUGCUGUUCCAUUUCCACACUGUCGGGCGCACCACCAUCGAUACUCAUCUCCACAAUCUUCUGGUGUACGCCAUCGCUGCUUGUGUGGUGCUCACCCUGGCUGAGGCAUUCUACCCUAAGGAGGGUCGAUUCCGCGCCCUGCGUUGUGUGGCAGUCCUCCUGCAGGGCACCUGGUUCUUUCAGGUGGGCACGGUCCUCUACUGGCCACCAUCUGGGAAACCCUGGGAUGACGAAGACAUGGCCAAUCUGAUGUUUCUGACGGAGGCUUUUGCCUGGCAUCUCCUGGUGGAUAUCCUCCUCAUGUUGAUGGUCUACGGAAUCUCCUGUCUUGUCCUGAAGAAAACCGGACUCACUGCUGUCCACUACCGCAAAAUGAAUGGCAUAGCUGAUGGUGAAGACAUCGAAUUUGGCACAAGAGUAUUACUGGACAAUGGUGCACCGAACAACCUGGAUUCUGACAAUGAAUUAUUUGACAGCAGUCCUCAUUAAAGUACAAGGCAUGGGCAUGAUGAAAUCACUCUGUAAAUCUCUAAAAUUGCAACUGUCUUGCUUAACAUUAUAAAUGUCAAAUUUUUAAAAAUAUGGAAGAGUAGUUCAAGCCUUGAUACACUUAAUCACAUUAUUGCAUGUAUUUAGUAGGGCCGCAAUCAGCACAUUAAUCAAAGGAUGUAGAGCUGUAGCCUUGAUAUCAUGUAGCAGAUCACAGUCCCAUUGAAAGGUGCUUAUUAACUAUUGUGUUAUUCAUAUUCUUGCCAGCAUGCAAAUUUUCCUCAAAUCAGCUGAUUUCCUCGUUUUUCACAUCACACUAACAAAGAGUUCUGUGAUCUCAUGGUCUGGUGUGUUGUAUUUCCUUCCUCCAUGGCUUAACUCAAGAUCAUGUGGUUCUUAAUCAAAUUAGGUUUUGCCCUUUACCGACGUUGAAACACUGUAUUCUCAGUGUGUUACCUCUCGAGUGAAAGUUGGGGGGAAAAAAACCCACUUGGGUGGGACUCGAACCCAUGACCUCCUGCUUUCUAGUGCAGGCGUCUUACCACUCUGCACUAGAAAGAAGGAGGUCGUGGGUUCGAGUCCCAUCCGAGUGGAUUUUUCCA
Molecule: messenger RNA, 1698 nt
Organism: Patiria miniata (bat star)
Lineage: Eukaryota; Metazoa; Echinodermata; Asteroidea; Valvatida; Asterinidae
Product: transmembrane protein 45B-like
Exons: 1
Coding region: 209-1096 (295 amino acids)
Source: RefSeq, a predicted model, not a curated record